AUGCCCCCUAAGAUUGAUCCUAACGAGGUGAAGAUCAUUUAUCUGCGUACCACCGGUGGUGAGGUUGGUAAUGCCUCUGCUCUGGCUCCCAAGUUGGGUCCUCUCGGUCUGUCCCCCAAGAAGGUCGGUGAGGAUAUUGCCAAGGCCACCAAGCAGUACAAGGGCAUUUCUGUCACUGUUCAGCUGACCAUUCAGAACCGUCAGGCUACUGUCUCUGUUGUUCCUGCUGCCUCUACUCUUGUCAUUGCUGCUCUCAAGGAGCCUCCUCGUGAUAAGAAGAAGGAGAAGAACAUCAAGCACAACGGCAACAUCCCUCUCGACGAGAUCAUCAAGAUCGCCCGCGAGAUGCGCUCUAAGUCUUUCGCCAAGGAGCUCAGCGGUACUGUCAAGGAGGUUCUUGGUACUGCUCAGUCUGUUGGUGCCCGUGUUGAUGGCAAGCCUGCCCAUGUCAUCAUCGACCAGAUCAACGCUGGCGAGGUCGACAUUCCUUCCGAGUAA
This is a messenger RNA of Wickerhamiella sorbophila, 498 nucleotides long. Its product is annotated as 60S ribosomal protein L12. NCBI's taxonomy places the organism in Eukaryota, Fungi, Ascomycota, Dipodascomycetes, Dipodascales, Trichomonascaceae. The record is from RefSeq and is a predicted model, not a curated record. The transcript has a single exon. Gene Ontology annotation, biological process: translation. Gene Ontology annotation, cellular component: cytosolic large ribosomal subunit; ribosome. Gene Ontology annotation, molecular function: structural constituent of ribosome; large ribosomal subunit rRNA binding. Bases 1 to 498 code for a protein of 165 amino acids.